GAGGAGCCCCGCACCACGCAGACGACAUGAGGAGCCCCGCACCCACACAUCGCGAGGAGCCCCGCACCACACAGACGACACGAGGAGCCCCGCACCCACACAUCGCGAGGAGCCCCGCACCACACAGACGACAUGAGGAGCCCCGCACCCACACAUCAGACACGAGGAGCCCCGCACCCACACAUGAGGAGCCCCGCACCCACACAGACGACAUGAGGAGCCCCGCACCCACACAUCAGACACGAGGAGCCCCGCACCCACACAUGAGGAGCCCCGCACCCACACAGACGACAUGAGGAGCCCUGCACCACACAUCGCGAGGAGCCCCGCACCACACAGACGACAUGAGGAGCCCCGCGCCCACACAGACGACAUGAGGAGCCCCGCGCCCACACAUCGCGAGGAGCCCCGCACCCACACAGACGACAUGAGGAGCCCCGCGCCCACACAGACGACAUGAGGAGCCCCGCGCCCACACAGACGACAUGAGGAGCCCCGCACCACACAUCGCGAGGAGCCCCGCACCACGCAGACGACAUGAGGAGCCCCGCACCCACACAUCGCGAGGAGCCCCGCACCACACAGACGACACGAGGAGCCCCGCACCCACACAUCGCGAGGAGCCCCGCACCACACAGACGACAUGAGGAGCCCCGCACCCACACAUCAGACACGAGGAGCCCCGCACCCACACAUGAGGAGCCCCGCACCCACACAGACGACAUGAGGAGCCCCGCACCCACACAUCAGACACGAGGAGCCCCGCACCCACACAUGAGGAGCCCCGCACCCACACAGACGACACGAGGAGCCCCGCGCCCACACAGACGACACGAGGAGCCCCGCGCCCACACAGACGACACGAGGAGCCCCGCGCCCACACAGACGACACGAGGAGCCCCGCGCCCACACAGACGACACGAGGAGCCCCGCGCCCACACAGACGACACGAGGAGCCCCGCGCCCACACAGACGACACGAGGAGCCCCGCGCCCACACAGACGACACGAGGAGCCCCGCGCCCACACAGACGACACGAGGAGCCCCGCGCCCACACAGACGACACGAGGAGCCCCGCGCCCACACAGACGACACGAGGAGCCCCGCGCCCACACAGACGACACGAGGAGCCCCGCGCCCACACAGACGACACGAGGAGCCCCGCGCCCACACAGACGACACGAGGAGCCCCGCGCCCACACAGACGACACGAGGAGCCCCGCACCCACACAUCGCGAGGAGCCCCGCACCACACAGACGACAUGA
This is a messenger RNA of Bufo gargarizans (Asiatic toad), 1266 nucleotides long. Its product is annotated as serine/arginine repetitive matrix protein 1-like. NCBI's taxonomy places the organism in Eukaryota, Metazoa, Chordata, Amphibia, Anura, Bufonidae. Bases 538 to 1266 code for a protein of 242 amino acids. The record is from RefSeq and is a predicted model, not a curated record. The transcript has a single exon.